CUCCCAUCGUCUUCCUGCUGGUGGCUGCGGCGUCUGUGCACGACUGAGCACCUAAGGCAAAGAGGAGCCCAUUUGACCUCUAGUCCUGCGAGAAUGUUGGGGCAAGUGAUCACCCUCACAGUCCUCCUGUUCUUCAAGGGGCAGCAGGGCCAAAAAUGCCCAGAUUCUACUGACCACCGUGUGAUCAGCCUCUCUGGAAAGCCUAUCAAGCUUGAACAUCCCAAGCCACAGCCAAAGACACAGAUAUACUCUGUUGAAUGGAAGAUGCAACUGCCCUUGAAACCUUCUGUGAUACUGACUUCUUGGAAGAAUGAUUCUAACUUGAAGAAUUUGCAGAAUAAUCUCCAAAAUACAACUAUUUUUGACAGCAAGGACUUAAGUUUUCUCAUCGAAAGCGCUAAACCACAGAACAGCAGUCUGUAUAUACUGGAGGUCACCUACCAUUCUGGGCUUGUUUGCCCCCUGUCCUUCAAUGUAUCAGUAUUGGAUCAUGUUGAGAAGCCAAAACUUUUGUGGCAGUGGACGGCCCUUGAUGAAAGGGUAUGUCAAGUGUCUCUGUCCUGCCUGGUCUCCAGAGAUGAUUAUGUGAGUUACACUUGGUACAGAGGGAAUGAGGUGAUUGCCACACAAAGGAACUAUACCUAUGUGGAGGAUCUGAUGGAUGACAGUGACCCGCACACGUAUACCUGCAAUGUCAGCAACCUUGUCAGCUGGGACAGUGAUACCCUCAACCUCACCCAGGGCUGUCUGAGAGGCCCCUCGAAAUCCCAAUUUCUGCUCUGUCUGGUGAUCAUCCUGAUUCUAGUCAUACUGUUCGUUGGAACCCUCACUGGCUGGUAUGUGUGGAAGCAGAAGAGAAAGCAAUCACAGACCAGUCCCCAAAGAAUUUUGACAGUUUAUGAUGAUGUCCAGGACCUGCGAGUCAAGAGGAAUCAAAAGCAGAAUGAGGUACAGAAAUCUCCUGGAGAAGGGACUACCAUCUACUCUAUGGUCAGGCUCCAGUCUUCAGCUUCCACAUCAGAAGAAACUACAAAAACGUUAUAUUCAGUGGUACAGAAUUCUCGGAAGAAGAAGAAUUGUAGCCCUUCUGUGACUUGCACCAUCUAUGAAGAGGUUGGAAAGCAAUGUCCCAAGGCUCGAACCCCUGCCCGACUGAGCCAAAAGGAACUGGAGAGCCUUGAUAUUUAUCCCUAAGUGCUGCAGCCCAUCUUGCCUUUGUAUAUACAUGCUCUGGGAAUCAGCACAACAGAUGAUGUGAUAUGCAUCUCUAUGAACAAAUUCAUCAAUGGAAAUAAUACAGACAUAUACUCAGGGUUUAUAUUUUGUUUAGAAAAGGAUUUCCAACAGCCCCUACAAGAACAAGAUUGUUAAAUAAUGUCUUCCAAGUUGUAGACCAGACAAGCAUGGGUGGAGAGCUCAGGCUGGUCACAUUCUGACAUCUUUUGUCUAUAAAGCUCUAUGAACACGUAGAGUAGAGCUACCCUCCUUCUGUUUCUAACCUGUUCCAUUUCUGGUUCCUCCCCUUGCUCAGAAUCACUUUUCAAAGCAAGAGCAAGGAAAGACAUGGUGACUCCAAGAAAGAGGAAGCCACUUUCCCCCAUCAGGCCUUGCUGGUGGCUGUGACUUGGCUGGCAGCUCUUGCUGGGAAGCAGAGCCUGGUACUCCUCUUCCCCAUUUUGUACCUCUCCUUCUGACCAAUUGACUCUAAGGGGCAGCAAGGCAGGAAGGAGAGGUGAUGCAGAACCAGUCCAUCUUGGAAUAGAAAAUCACCCAGAGUAUAUAUUAUCCUGGUAACUGGGAGAUUGAGACCAGAUUUAUCUACAGUGUGAUGUUUGAUUGACAAUGACAUCUUAUUAGCUAUCUAUUUUAUGUUAUUUAUAGGAGCAUCCUCUCAGAAGCCACAUUCUAUUUAAGUUCUCAGUCUGUUGGAUGCUCCCACAGUAUACCUGAGGGAGGGCUCAGAUAGUUGAGAACUGAAGAUGAGGAAGAUGCUAUGCUGGGUUCCCUGUGUUUUUAAGCCAAUCCUGUCAGCAAAUCUGUGGGGAUCAAGCUCUAGAGUCUUACUAAGAUCAAGGAAAAGAUGA
Perognathus longimembris pacificus (Pacific pocket mouse) is the source of this 2084-nucleotide messenger RNA. It is a transcript of the gene Cd244, whose product is annotated as CD244 molecule. Gene Ontology annotation, biological process: natural killer cell activation involved in immune response. The transcript has 9 exons. Bases 94 to 1194 code for a protein of 366 amino acids. Lineage: Eukaryota; Metazoa; Chordata; Mammalia; Rodentia; Heteromyidae. Gene Ontology annotation, molecular function: MHC class I protein binding. The record is from RefSeq and is a predicted model, not a curated record. Gene Ontology annotation, cellular component: external side of plasma membrane.